AUCGUAGCUUGGCAUCAUAAAAUCAGGAACGUUUUGAGUUUUGAGCCUUGCUUGAGUUAUAUGGUGAAAAUUUUGAAAAAAAUGUGUGAAAAGAGUGCUUAAUUUAGUAUAUUCAUAUUUUAAAUGUUAUUUAAUUCUUAUUCAGUCUGUUAGAAAGUAAAUGUUACUUGAACUCAGUUUUAUAUAUAUGAUAUCAAUUCAAAGUUCAACGAGUGAAUCAUGGCUGCCUUGAAUCCUUUGGCCUAACGUAUGUUUUAGUGAUGUGCGAUUUAUAUUAUACUUGUUAAAAAUGUCAACUUAAUAAUUUUGAUAUUGAAAAAUAAUUAAAAAUGGAGAUUGAUUCAUCCAAUAACAAUACAAACAAUAUUGAAAGUCUAUUUUGUUUUGUUGAUGGUUGUUUUACAACUUCAAUGCGGAACAAAAAUCUAGGCUUCCAUAAGUUUCCUCCCAAUAGAGAAAAACAAAUUUUAAGAAAAUAUAAAAAUGGUACUAAAAAAUUAGUGAAUACCAGGCAAUUAUGGAUUGAAGCAUUAAAUAUUGAAAAAGAAGGAACUACCGUUAUUGGAAAGAUGAGAGUUUGUUCUCUACACUUUUCAAAAAAUGAUUUUAUUCUCAAUGGAAAGGAUGUGAAGAAACCUUUUGCAAACCUGAAAAAAACUGCUAUUCCUAGACGCAAUCUACCCCUGAGGAAAAAUUCAAAACUGAGCACAAGGUUACAAGUAAGAGGAUUCAACAGACUGAAAUGGCGCGGACGUUUAGCUUUUCAAGACUUGGACGCGCGUGUUCCGAUGUCAAGAAAUCCGCCGAUCAAGAGCAGAAAAGUAGUUCAGAAAUUCGAAGGAGGGGUGCAACAAAAUGUGAAGAAACCAACAGAAGUAGUAGAAGAAAGCAAAGAAAACGAGGAAGAAGAAGAAUGCAUGGAAGUCGUUGGAUUUUCUUUGGCCAGCCUGGAAGACGGAACCGAAAAGUUAAUUGGAUUGGAUGGUGACCCUGAAAACACUGAAAAGGAUCAAGUAACAUCAGAGUUUAUUAUCAAAGAGGAGCCUUUGUCAGAUAACGAACAGGAAAUAGAUGAAUGGACCGAAGAAAAUAUCAUCGCAGAAGUAGAAAGGAGUGAGACAGAGAAUCAGGGGAAUGAUUGGACCACAAAUCCACCGCCAACUGGAGACAACAGCCAACAACAAGUGAUCACCACACAGUCGGUGCUACACGAUCUAGAGAGCAGUGGUGACGAGCAGGAGAUCAACAAGAAAAAGAAGAAGAAGAGUGAUGAGGGGGCAAGAGAGGAAGAGGAAGAGAUUAACAAGAAGCAGAAGAGUAACGAUGAGGAGACGGAGGAGACAAGAGAGAAAGCGGAGGACGAGGAGGAGGAAGAUGAGAUUCGUGACCGACCCUGUAAGUGGUGCGGCAAACGCGACUGUCGCGGCCACAACGGCGAGCCGCAACGACCGGCCGCGUUCGUGUGCGUCGUCUGCAACGAACUGUUUCAGACGCCUGCGCAGUUGGAUGCCCACUCAGAGCGUCACGACGAGGAGAUGAACGGCUACGGGAACAGCUGGCAUGAUGACUUCGCCUACAGGAAUUCGAAGGAUUUGGAGUGUAAGAUAUGUGGAAAGCAUUUCGCGACAAAGACAGUUCUGAAGGAGCAUGUAAGCAGACAUGUGGGUGAUAAGCUGCAUGUGUGCUUGCUGUGUGGAAGGCAGUUCAGGCAUAAGAUCAAUCUGGUAGUGCACGUGAACGCGCAUACGAUAGUGCGCAACUUCAAGUGUCCACAGUGCCCGAUGACAUUCGGCAUGAGGGUGGACCUGGAGGACCACAGGGGAAUGCACGCUGAAUACGAUCACAGGUGUGAACAGUGUGGAGCCGGCUUUGCGUCACAGCGAGCGCUCUGGACACAUCGUCAGGUGCACACGAGGAGAACUGCAGCCGCUAAGAAGAAGAAGACAAAUUCGAACAGCAAUCUGGGUCUGGGCAUCAUGAAGAAGUCUUCGUUUCCCUGUCGAGUUUGUAGCAAGGUGCUGUCAACGAAGAACACCCUCCGCGAGCACAUGAUGAUCCACUCGGGCGAGAAGCCGCACGAAUGCAUGCUGUGUGGCAAGCUGAUCCGUCACAAGGCCAACUUCAUAAUUCACGUGCAGUCGCACAGCAUGCGUCGCCAACAUCUGCCGCUCGGUCACUUCUGCGACCUCUGCGAGAACGACUUUGCCAGCAAGGCUGAACUGCGCAGGCAUCAGGUGGAGGAGCACAGCGGUCGACCGGUACACAAGUGCAUUAUUUGUUCGGAGGAGUUCCUCAGUGAGGAGGGACUCAAGGAUCACGUGGAAGAGGGACACGAGGGGGUAGAAAGCAAGGGUGAGGAGGAGUAUGGCGAACUGUUCAGGCCGCCAUUGCUCGAAGGGUUUAGUGUCAGUAUGUAGCAGUAGUUCAACAGUAAAAAUAAAAAUAUGAUUCAGUUACUUAUGAUAAUAUAGUGAUAAAUAGAGAAAACCAAUGUAGAAAAAGUGUCUGGUUCAAUUAUUUCUGAUAUUAUGUCGGAUAAUAUUAUUCAAUUAUUUCUUAUAUUAGUACUCGUAUAGUGAUAAUAAAGUUAAUGAAAGUCCAGUGUACUCUGCGCCAAGUUGGAUGGGGAUAACAGGAGGUAACUCUUAGGCUGGCCACUAACGGUUGUACAUGCAUGAUAAACAUGAUUAAGGAAACAAACGAUAAAAUUAAGUAACGAUUAUGUUCAUCAUACAAGUUAUCAUGUUAUUAGCUCUUGUUAUAUAAGUUCAUGUUCUGUGGCAUUUUUCAUGUUAUUUAUUUAUUUAUUCAUAGACAAUAGAUACAAUGCAGGUAAAAACAACAGGGAUUCGCCCAAAAUGCUUUAAACCUUAAUUUGGAAUACACAGUCUAGAGGUUAUGUAAAUGAUAACUUAAUUCACACACUAUUUUGAGUCCAAAAAAUGUAUGUACUACAAUAAUUUUGAAUUUAUCAGAUUAAUUAAUUUCAAAAUACAAAUCCAUACAAAAAUCUUCCUUCACAAUCAUAAAAAUAUUAAAAAUUUCACUUAAAUCCACAGAUUAUACUUUGUUAAAAUUCUAAACGUCAAAACAUCAUGUCAAGUUGGCUACCACUGUGGGGCGGUGGAGGCGAUAACAGCCAGUCGGGGGCGGCAAACAGAGACGGAACUUGCACUGGUCUGAACUCAGUAUGAGUUGGGUAUUCACAUCCUGAAAUGGGACAGUAUCAGCGAAAUGGUGUAUAUGCCGCAUGCGCGUGACAUGAAGCGCAACGAGGAUGAGUAUUUCGGAAUGUACUUUCAUCGUGGCAUACCGUACCGAACAUAGUGAUGGUGGGACGAAGACCCCCAGAUAUUUGUAAACCGGGGUCGCAAUCCAGUGUCUGUCACACUAACCAACAAAUGGGGUGAGGACAAAGAUUUCCUUGACACCUUUUGGAACUGCCACAACAAAGUUCUAUUGAAACAUAUCGUGGAAUAUGCCUAUGCAAAUCGUGCCUAUGUCUACUAGACACGGAAGCCAGAACCUAAAUUCUUUAACAUCAUCAGGAGAUCGCUGAAUGUUUCCAAUCAUCAGACCUUGGUGAACUCUACGAGAAACUUGCCACCUUUGAGAGGUGGUGUGCCGUAAUGCAGCGCUCAGGCUUACGUGGAGAGAUCAUGCGCUCCUUGGUCUUAUUAAUUUGUCAAUCGUUGUAUUCGUGUUGGAGUUUCUAGUGACCAUUCGGCGAUGUCUCCCUAUAAUGUUAUCAUGUUGUUCAUCAUCAGUGACGGCGCUUGACCUGAACUGUUGGGUGGGAAUUUUUGGGGUGUGGAUGGGAAGGGGGGUGCUUUAUAAAGCAUUUUUAAGUUUACAAAUUGUUACACAGGUAGACUACACUAAACUUUAGUUUAAAGUAAACUAAACUAAACUUUAUUAUUCUAUUUGGAGGCAAGAUGAGUUUGAUGUUUUUCGAUUGAAUGAAUUCGAUUAGUCACCUCGUUGCCAUUAUUAGUUAGCGAGACCAUCCUCGCAGUCGCAGUCCAUUCUUCUAAAAAACUAAACUAAACUUUAUUAUUCUAUAAACUAAAUUAAAACAACAUAAUAUGCAAUUCACCAAAAGACUUGUCAAAGUAGACCUAACUUCAUUUAAAUCAUGAUCACCACACACUAAUAUAGCAUUUCACAAUAAAAUCACGCCUUUAAAUUCACAACCGCAAUCUCUACAGUUGGAUUAUUGCUAAUUAAUCUAUGCAAAUAUUAGCACAAAAGUAGUUGAAGGUAUUAACUUAUCAAGUUUAUAAAAUAAUAAAAAACCUGUUGCCGAUUCGGAUGCAAUAAUUCACAUUUUACAUAAUGGCUGGCAUGUAAACAAACACAAAGCUAUACUAGCGCUCAGCAGUCUGAGCGAGAAUGUUGUGAAUCAACGUGCAAUGGGCUAGCUGAAACUGGCCCACUUGCUCCGUAUAUCAAUGCAUUGCUCCCAGCCAGUCUAGCGCCGCCGGCUUGCGUUGUCUUGCCAAUACGUUCUUAUGAGAGCUAGAAGGGCACGAAUUCUGGGGCC
This is a messenger RNA of Nilaparvata lugens (brown planthopper), 4543 nucleotides long. Its product is annotated as zinc finger protein 660-like. The record is from RefSeq and is a predicted model, not a curated record. Gene Ontology annotation, biological process: regulation of transcription by RNA polymerase II. The transcript has 11 exons. Lineage: Eukaryota; Metazoa; Arthropoda; Insecta; Hemiptera; Delphacidae. Gene Ontology annotation, cellular component: nucleus. The coding region runs from base 330 to 2417 and encodes 695 amino acids. Gene Ontology annotation, molecular function: RNA polymerase II transcription regulatory region sequence-specific DNA binding; DNA-binding transcription factor activity, RNA polymerase II-specific.